Molecule: messenger RNA, 1407 nt
Organism: Aspergillus alliaceus
Lineage: Eukaryota; Fungi; Ascomycota; Eurotiomycetes; Eurotiales; Aspergillaceae
Product: HECT-type E3 ubiquitin transferase
Exons: 5
Coding region: 1-1407 (468 amino acids)
Biological process (GO): protein polyubiquitination; protein autoubiquitination; proteasome-mediated ubiquitin-dependent protein catabolic process
Cellular component (GO): ubiquitin ligase complex; cytosol; nucleus
Molecular function (GO): ubiquitin protein ligase activity; ubiquitin conjugating enzyme binding; cyclin binding
Source: RefSeq, a predicted model, not a curated record
AUGAUCACAGCACAUCAUCGAAACGAGCCUACGCCGCUCUACCUACACGCCGAACUGCUCCCUAACAUCCGCCACAUAACGCUCUACGCGUCGCUGCCUGCAACGGUACAAUCGCAAAAUAUCCAGCCGGAGAUCUGCUUAUCCGGCUCGUGUCGUGCUAUUACUAUAUCUCUCCCGCCACCGUACGACCAUGUCACGGAUACACUCAAGUUACCCGCUCGUGUAAAUGAAGCAUCACGGCGGGCCUUGAGUAUGGCUGGACAGCAAGCUGGGGAUGCUAAGAACCAGCGAAACGGUCAACGGGAAUACUCGUUCAGAAUGCAGAUCGACGAUGAAGAUAAUUCGCUGCUCUCGAGAGAAGAGCAUGUGGAUAGCUUUGUGCCGUGGACUGCGAUGGACAUGACUCACUGUACUAUGCUGCGUUGUCGCCAUUGUAAGAAUAUUCUUCUUGACUCACGUGUGUCGUGCGACUCCAACCUUGAGGCGAAGAGUAUACAGGGCUGGGUGUGGAAAGACUUGCCUAGCGGGAAUUGGGCUGAGAUGAUGGAUUUCUGGCACUGUCACAAGCCGGAUCCUCAUGAAGGCCAUGACCAUGAUCAUACCAAUGGUAUUGCCACGGAGGACCAGAAUGCUACGGUGAAGGGGUAUGGUGCCCUGAAUCAGGUUGUUGCAACUCCAGGGACUGUUUUAGUGGACGUCGCAACUUUUCUCAUAGCGGAUAUCGACUGCCUUAUUCUAGACUGCGAUCCUAUCCAAUGUAUGGUAUGGGCAAAAAAAGAAGGAGGCCAUUUCAUUACCAUGCUUUGGUCUUCGAUACAAUUGCCCUACAAUCACUGCAUCUUGGUCUCUCUUUUGGUCGAAAAGAAGAGUGCAAUUGCCGCUUCCAUGGAGGCACAGACGGAUUUGCUUUGCGACAAUUGCAAUGGCCUAAUAGGGAUUGAAGACACGGUUGCCAAAGGAUGGCGAUUAUUCAAAACAAGCGUAUCUGUAAACCGGCAGUUGUCGCAAGGCGCGCACGAAGACCCAGCAUGGGAAAGUCAUCCUUUGGAGGUGGUUGUAGCAGCUCAAUUGUUAGAGCUAAUUGAGAGAGAAAGUGCUCGACGAUUUGUUCUCCAUUGUGGACAAGGAGAUGGACUACUGAUCUGGGUUUUCAAUCCAGACAUGCAGUAUUCGAAUUCGCACUCUGAUCACAGUAUCAAUGCGCAACGGGCCAUGAAAAUCUUGUUUCAGGAUGUUACUAACGUGGAUGAGAUGCUUCAACCUGAUCGUGGCAAGGCGUCAUCAUUGUCCCUGGAGGAACUUCGACUGCCAUCAGGUGUCUUGUCUGUUGUUCUGCAAGGGAGUUUCGGGAAUGGAAGGUUGGCAUUAUGCAUCGGUUUGACCGGGCAAAGAAUGUUUAAGAAGUAA